Drosophila busckii is the source of this 2701-nucleotide messenger RNA. RefSeq names its product monocarboxylate transporter 12 (gene Mct1). The record is from RefSeq and is a predicted model, not a curated record. The coding region runs from base 406 to 2253 and encodes 615 amino acids. The transcript has 9 exons. Gene Ontology annotation, molecular function: monocarboxylic acid transmembrane transporter activity. Gene Ontology annotation, biological process: transmembrane transport; monocarboxylic acid transport. NCBI's taxonomy places the organism in Eukaryota, Metazoa, Arthropoda, Insecta, Diptera, Drosophilidae.
UUUCCCACUCAGUACAUUUGGCCGCGCACUAACAACGGCAACGGCUGCUCCAGUUCCCGCGUCAGAUCCUCAAGUAUCCCAAGCUAAGCUAAGGUCUCUCUAUAUAUAUAUAUAUUUUUUUUUUGGCAAUCAAGCGCGCGUCCUGAGCACAACACGUGCGGCAAGUUAAUAAACAAAGUGCAACAAGUGCAACAGUAACAAAAGCAAACCCAACAAAAGCAGCAGCAGCAAAACAAACAAAUUUAAAUAUAAAGCAGUUGAUCGAACUCUUGACCACGUGCAGGCGCAACAUGCAACAACAAUAAAGAAAUAGCAAAGCAGCGAGAGCAACAACAAAGCAGCAACGCAGCGACGUCACAGCAGCUGAAGUCAAAUUAGCAGAGACAGAGCAGACAAACUUGCAACAUGGUGCACGGUCCGCCCGCACGCAGAAAAUCCCAAGAGCAAGGCAGCUGCAAUGGCGGCAACGCGCCCUGCGAACUCGAGAUGGAGUCACAGCCCACUCCACCCGACGGUGGCUGGGGCUGGAUGGUCGUCUUUGGCUCCUUUAUGAUACACAUAGUUACCGAUGGCAUGACUUACUCCUUUGGCAUGUUCUACGAUGAGUUUGUCACUUAUUUCAACGAGGGCAGCGGCUACACAGCCUGGAUAGCCUCCAUAAUGGUGGGCGUUACCUUCUCAUCAGGACCCAUUAGCUCCUCGUUUGUCAAUCGUUAUGGCUGCCGAGCGGUCACCAUAGCGGGCGCCAUUUUGGCCGCAGCCUGCAUAAUCGUGAGCAUGUUUGCCCAAAAUGUGGCCACGCUUAUAGUAACCAUAGGCUUUGGCACGGGCCUGGGCUUCGGGCUCAUCUACCUGCCGGCCAUAGUGAGUGUGACGCAAUACUUUGAGGCGAAGCGCUCGCUGGCCACGGGCAUUGCCGUCUGCGGCUCCGGCUUUGGCACAUUUGUGUUUGCUCCGCUGACGGAGCAUCUGAUUGGCAACUAUGGCUGGCGUGGCGCGAUGCUAAUCAUUGGUGGCGUCGUGCUGAAUUGCAUAAUCUUUGGCGCCAUGUUUAGGCCACUGGAGGCGCCGCAGCCGAAGGCAACCAAAAAGGCAAUAGAUCAGAAUACAACGCCGGCGGAGCUGGAACCGCUGAAACAGAAGCCAGUGACGGAUCAGUAUCUGCAGCUGCCGCUUCAAACGCAGGCAGCGCCACAGCCAGCACUCUGUCGCUCCAACAGCGUGGGCCACAACCUCAAGCCAAGCUUGAACAACAACUCGAAUGGCGCUGUGAAUAGCACGGCCAUUGCCGUGACAAGUCUGAAGAGCAACAGCAAUGAUGACAUCGCACGCAGCUUUGCCAGCCAGCCGCAGUUGCUGCCACUGCGCGAGGCGCAUCGCGAGCACAGCGCCAGCGGCACCAUGUACCGCCCAGAUGCGCUCUAUCAGGGCUCGCUGCAUAAUAUACCGGAGUACGUGAGCUCCAGGAAUGAUCUGUCGGUGCGCUCGCGCUCUGGCUCUGGCGCCAUUAAGCGCUACGGCUCGCUGCGUCAAAGCCAUCCAUUAGGCCACAGCCAGGAGCUAACAAAAUGCUGCGGCUGCAUCAGUUGCUCCAAGGAGACGCACGAUACGUUUGCCGAAAUGAUGAACUUCUCGCUGCUGAAGGAUAUGAUCUUCUUGGUCUUUACCAUAUCGAAUUUCUGCACCAGCAUCGGCUUCAAUAUUCCCUACGUCUAUAUACCCGCCCACGCCAAGAUUCUGGGCAUGAGCAAGACGCAGGGCAGCUAUCUGAUUUCGGCCAUAGGCGUGGCCAACACAGUGGGACGCAUUAUACUUGGCUAUAUAGCGGACAAGCCCUGGGUGAAUCGCUUGCUUAUCUAUAAUGUCUGCCUGACAGCGUGCGGCGUUGCUACAACAAUGGUACCACUGUGCACGGAUUUUAAUUCACUGUUGAUCUACUGUUGUGUGUUUGGCUUUACAAUUGGCGCCUACGUGGGCUUGACUUCGGUGAUCUUGGUGGACUUGCUGGGCUUGGAUAAGCUCACCAAUGCAUUCGGCUUGCUGCUGCUCUUCCAGGGCAUUGCCAGUUUCAUUGGCGCGCCCAUAGGUGGCUUUAUGUUCGACAUCAAGCAUUCGUAUAACCCGGCCUUUGUCAUGGCGGGUCUGAUGAUUGCCGUCAGCGGUCUGGUCAUGUUCGCCAUUCCUCCCAUGCAGCGUUACCAGGCACGCAAGCCUGAUCCCAAGCUCAAUGGCGAACAGAUAGCUCUAAGUUAGUACGUCCCAAAGACGCACUUUAUAUUGGUAUUUAAUCUACAAAAAUCUACAUUGUUACAUUUUAUACCUAAUACGUAUACGUAAUAAUUUUUCCAAUUGUUUUUCACUACCAAAUUAAUUUACUUUUGAGUGUUUUUUUUUUUUUUGUUUCGUUAGCUUGUAAGUGCAGUUUGUAAUAAUAGCAGAGCCGCAACUGCGGCUUAGGUCAGGGCUAGAAUUCAAUAUUCAUAGCUAUAUGGCCUAUACAUUAAUUAUUUAUAAACAACAACAGUUGGCGGGGGGGUUUGGGGGUCGCCGCACUUUCAAAACACGCACACAUAUAUGAUUACGUUAUAUGUUAUUUUUGUUUGACACUUUAAAAGACUUUGGUUGGUUUUGUUAUGACAACAUUACAACAAUUGCAAAAGCAUGCAGCAAUUUUAUAUAUUUAUAGCUAAAAUGAAAUAUA